UAAAUUAACAUAAACAUCUGAGGGGAAGAGAGAAAGACCAAACUCGAAAACAAAAAAACCCCAUGGAAGAGAGAGAGAAGAAGAAGAAGAAGAACACCAUGAACAAGAAGCAGAAACACAACCAUUACCAGACAAAGCCCACUUCGGACAUCUCCUUCAAACCUUACUCCGACGUGAAGGGCCUCAGAUUCGGCGGUCAAAUCAUCGUCAACUCCUUCACAAUCCGACGGGCUCCAUCCCUCGAGCUCCUGAAACUCCUCUCUCUCCAUCCUCCUCCGACAAACAAAACCCUUCAAAUCUCGCCGGAGCUCCUGUCCGUGACGGCGUAUAUUCCGACAAACUUCACGAUCCUGGCCCACCACGCGUGGCACACGCUGACCCUCGGCCUCGGAACUCGGAAGUCGAAGGUUGUCGUGUUCGUGUUCGAGUCGGAGACGAUGAAGAAGGCGGUGGAAUUGACCUGGCAGCCGGAGAUUCCACUCGGAAACGUGAACAAGAAGAUGAUAAGAGGGCUUAAGGGCUGCGAGAUGGCGAGGUUCAAGUUCCGGAAAGGGUGUGUCACGUUCUACGUGUACGGUGUACGGAACGCCGGAAACAAUGGCUUCGCCGCCGCGGAGGACUUAAAGGUAAUUUUGCAGUCGGUGGUUGCUCUCAACGACUUUUUGGAUCACACUGCUAUGUUGGCCUUGCCCCACCAACGAUGCCUUCAAUACAACUCUUGCCCUCGCUCACUAAUUGCAUAAUUAAUCCUUUUUUUCCCCAUUUAAAAAAAAAAUCUGAAAACAAACUACCUAGUUAUUCAUCAUUUUUUUAAACAUUGUAUGAAUUCGUGAUAUUGGGGGUUGUUUUUUGUUUAA
This is a messenger RNA of Tarenaya hassleriana, 857 nucleotides long. RefSeq lists its product as uncharacterized. The transcript has a single exon. NCBI's taxonomy places the organism in Eukaryota, Viridiplantae, Streptophyta, Magnoliopsida, Brassicales, Cleomaceae. The record is from RefSeq and is a predicted model, not a curated record. Bases 63 to 743 code for a protein of 226 amino acids.